CCCCACUCACACGCCUAAUAACAUCAUUUUGAAUACGAAGUGCACUAUAAACGGUACACCACUGUACCCUAAGUAGUGAAUGUAUGUAGUUAGUCGGGAGGUAUUUGGAAUUGGGACGCGUGGACGCUAGCUAAACCGAGUCCGUCCAAACACCGGAAUCACUACUGAGCUAUUGUGGUAAAGUCGGUCAGCUCCACCAUCAGGAUGUUCAACCCUCACCAUCACCAGCAGCAGCAGCAGUUUCAUCAACACCUCCGUCAGCUACAGCAGCUGUUCCAGCAGCAGACCCCACCACCGCCUCCUCCACCCCCUCCACCACCACCCCAGCCUCCACCAACUCAUCAUAUCCCCCAUCACCAUGGGGGAGGACGGCCCAUGACCGUCCCGGCUCCAGCACCUCCUCCUGCCCGCAUGGUCAACCUGUGCUCUGCCACUCAGACCAUCAUCGCCCCUAAUCCCAUGCUGCAAGGCGCAUUACUGAUGCAGCAGAUGCAAGGAGGAAUGCGGAGCUUUGCCAUGGGUGGACAGCAGUUCCAGCAGUUUUUCGCUACAGGCUCAAGAUCCUCCAUUUUGGGUCCGGUUCCACUGGGUGUUGCUAUAAAGACUCCACAUAUGGGAUUUCCUCCACGACACUUCAACCCUCAUGCUCGCUAUUUUAACAACGACUUUCAGUCACGUCAGCCAGACAGGAAGAGAGAGAAUGAACCGAGACCUGCAAUCGGGCCCGACAGCCAGCCUGGAGCGAGCAGCAGCCGAGACGAAACCACAGCAGUUGCAGACGUCAGCGGUCAGUCAUCCACGCAGCAGCCGGACGAACCUGCUGCAAAGAAACAGAGAACCGAAGGGCCAAACGACCCGCUCGAGACCGAAGCCUCUCCGAAUGCUGAAUAUGAACGCACUGCUGAAGAUCCUGAUACUGCAGACUGCAUACUAGAAGAAGACGGGACAGUAGCCGGAUCCGAGGCGGCCGAGGCACUGGAGCAAAGCCGGGCAGCUGAGCAAGUGGAAGGCCCUGAAUCUUCACUUAAAGAUGCAGAUCAGCAGAGUAGCUCGAGCCAGUCAGAACCUGCGGGUUCGGUGACUGUAGCUGACGGUAAAGACGACACAGCCAGGAGCAGUGACGGGGCAGCAGCAGGAGGAGGAGGAGAAACUGCUAACAAAUUCUACUGCUAUAUCUGUAACAUUACCUGCCACAACCAACAAAAUUUCCAGAGCCAUAUGAAUGGGCUGGCUCAUCAGCAGAGGAUGAUGGAAAUUCAGCACAUGAGUAACGCCUGCCUCGUCACACUGCUGCCUCGUGUACAGGAGUCUCUGCAGGGGUCACGCAAAGACGGGGAGAAAAGGCCAGGCUUGCAGAGGUGGUGUCCCACCUGCAAAACCCACUUCACUACCAAUGUCAUGGACCAUCGUAAGACCAGGGAGCACAAGCUCUGUAGCCGUUCUGCGAGUCCCAGCUGCACCGUGUGUAAGCAGCAGUUCAGGACGUCCAGAGAGUUCAUUGAACACAUGCAGUCCACCGAACACAAACAGAGCAUGGAGCAGGUGUUAAAAGAAACCGGAAAAGGGAAUCUGGACGAAUUGGGCUUGGAGGUGUACACCGUGGGCGCUGAUGAAGAAGGCAUGGACAGUGAUGAGGAAGAGAGAAUGGAUGAAGAAAAUGGACAGCAGGAAGGACUGCCUGUACAGAUGGAGGUCACUUUGGAAGAUAUGACGGAGGAGGAAGAGUUCGACUCAGACACUGUAUAUGGUUCCAACUUCAUAAUUCCCGUGGCUGGGUUCCUGUGCCGACUGUGUAACGAGUUCUAUCACUACGAGGCCUCCGCAAGGCGCUCACACUGCAAAACACGCCAACACUUUGAGAAUCUAAAGAAAUAUAAGGCAUUAAAGAUUCAGGAAGCUUCAGCUUUACAGGCUUCAGAGUCAGCUUGCGCCUCAGAGGAUCAUCAAACCAAGGACGCAGAGUCUCCUAGUGGUUCCUCUUUAAGUGACCCUGCCAUCAGCAACAGUAGAUUAGUGUCCACUGAAGAAGCUACUGUUCAGGGAAGCAUCACUUCCACCACCACCACCACCACUACUACCACCAGCAAAGGGAAUAAUAAUAACAGCAGCAACAACAGCGCUCCAUCUUCUCCUAACCAGCAGCCUGCUUCUGGGUCUCCGGCCCAGUCCAAAGACCUGGAGGAAGACGUGGUCAUAGAGGAGCCUGAAGAAGAGGAAGACGUUCUCGUCCCUGAGGAGAAGACGACCCGAGGGCGCGGAAGAACGCCUGGCAAGAAAAGAGGGAGAGGAGGAAGACGACGCUGAGCGCUGGGGAAGAUGUCGAGAUGAGCUGCUACAGAGAGUCAGACGGAGUGGGGAAUAUUUAAUCCAAUGUCCGUUACCCAUCUUCUGCCUAAAAGCAUGGGAACCCCGGACAGUAGGACAGUCCCUGUAGAGAUUAGGUCUUUUAUUCAGUCAUUUUGUAGGUCCUCGCCCCCAGAUUCGACAUCUAAAUCCCUCGCAGGUUAUAGUAUUUUUUUGUUCUUUUGAGAUUUAUUCAGAAUGUGUGUAAUGACGAAGAAAGGAUCGAAGGAUCUUGCUCAUUUCCAUCUCCCGAGGUUUCCGAAGGUUCUCGAUCCCUCGCCAAGCUUGUAGUGACUUAGAAUGUAGCAACGUUGUUUUACUUUAACAAGCAUUUUUAACCUGGUUUUGUAAAGCGUAAAAAAACAAAACGACAAAAAAAAAAUAUUACGGUACAUUUAAUUCUGAAUGGAAAUUCGUGUUUUGAGAUGAUCUGUGGAAUAACGUGCCGCUGCGAAUCAAGUCAACAUCGUGUUUUAAAAAGAUAAACCUGAUCAUUAUAAUUUGGGCCACACUUUUAGCUUAAACUCAGGCAAAUCCUGAUCAGAAACCUGCGAUGUGCUCUCGGAUUAAUCGUUUCCCGGUCGUAGGCCGGAUGUAUCGACACGCCUCAUCGCUGCUGUGUCUCCUAGAGGGGAAAAGGAAGCGAGUGACCGCGUGUGUGCGUGCGUCAUACACGUCAAUCCUUCAUACGUCGGAUUCGAACCUUCGUGUAAGCUCUCGCAGGUUCACCUAAAAAAUCAGCGCUCUUUGGAGAGCAUUUUAUUUUAUUUUUUCUACGCAUGCUAUUCCAACGACCAAGAAGGAAAGUGUUACUUCUUCACGAGCGUUUUCUCGCAGUCUUAGCCUAGAAUCCGGGAUUCUCGAGCAUCAUCUUAGUGUCCUAGUGUCAGUGGAGUUGUUGUUCUUAAUGUCGUUAGUUUAGCUGGAUGUUUUUUCCUACCAAGCCGUUUUUCUCAUGCUCCUGUCACUAGGUGAAGAAUAAUCUGUCUUUUUUUUUUUUCUUUCUUUCUUUCAUUCUGAAGUCAGUAAUUCUCUCUUUUAUCAUUCACUCGGUUUAGUUUACAGUGUGUGUGUGUGUGUGUGUGUAUGUGUGUGUGUGGUCCGAAACCAUGAAAGGAAACGGCGUAAUCACGAUCUGAUCGACUCUAUAAACACGGCUAUGGACACAGCUAUCACGGUGGGUUUCAAAGCGUCUCCGGACACGUACGUCAGUCUGCCGUUCCCGUGUUUGUUCGACGUCUCUCCGAAUUCUGUGCUUACGUGAGCAAAACGAGCCGAGCGGAGAACUUUUCAUGGAUAACCUAGAUUCAUUCAUUCAUUCAUAGAUCCUGUAUAAACACUGAAGAGUUGCUUUAUAUACGGUUUUGUUUUCUUUUUGAGGAUCUUUUUACUCCCUCAGUGGCAUUAGUUGUGUGAUUGUAAUGCUUAUUUUACCCCUGUGUGUUGUUUUAUGUCAUUUUUUUCCCCCUCAUCAUCACAAGCACUGUCAAAAUACACUGGAAAGAAAAGAAAACCCCUAAAUGCAUGUUUUGUGUGUUUAACCUGGGAUGUGAUAUUUGGCUGCAGUACACUUGGUGUUUUAAAGAAGAAGAAGAAGAAACAGCGGGGCAUUAGGGUGUAAUUAACAAUUGGUACUUUUUUUUUAAAAUAUAUACACUAUAUUGCCAAAAGUUUUGGGACACCCCUCCAAAUCAUUGAAUUCAGGGGUUGGGCUUGGCCCCUUAGUUCCAGUGAAAGGAACUCUUAAUGCUUCAGCUUCAUACCAAGACAUUUUGGACAAUUUCAUGCUCUUUGUGGGAACAGUUUGGGGAUGACCCCUUCCUGUUCCAACAUGACUGCACACCAGUGACCAAAGCAAGGUCCAUAAAGACAUGGAUGAGGGAGUUUGGUGUGAAGGCACUUGACUGGCCUACACAGAGUCCUGACCUCAACCCCAUAGAACACCUUUGGGAUGAAUUACAGCGGAGACUGUGAGCCAGGUAUUCUCGUCUAACAUCAGUGCCUGACCUCACAAAUAGAGGAAUGGUCAACAAUUCCCAUAAACACACUCCUAAACCUUGUGGAAAGCUUUCCCAGAAGAGUUGAAGCUGUUAUAGCUGCAAAAGGGUGGGACAACUCCAUGUUACAUUCACAUCCUAAAACUUUUGGCAAUAUAGUGUAUAUUUAAAAAUCCCAAAUGGAUUUUCUCUUCUAAUUUUCCCCUGAUGAUACUCGGAUAAAUUUUUUGUCUUGAAAGGUUUCAGUGUCAUUGGCAUGAUUUCUUUAAAUUAUUGGAUUGACUAACAGUAGUGGGGAAAGUUUGGUGUUUGUUCAGUGAAGAUAGUAAGUGCUUUGAAUUGUUUUAGCGAUUUCCGGAAAGAUCUAAAGCCGUGCACAGGUCUAGUUGCGCCCUCGUACUGUCCAGGAAUUUUAUUAUGAACAAAUCUGGUCGAUAGAAUUGAGACGUUUCUUUAGGAUUUGUAAAAGUCAACACAGUUCCUAUUUGAGGUGUACAUUUGUUAAGCCGAUAAGUCCUUCCUGAAUUUUUCUUAUUUUAAUGAAAGGCCACAAGCACCACAUGCAGUAUUAAUCACUCAGAAAUCAAUAGACAGUCCAGUCCAGUCUUCUAUUUAACAACUAAACUCUAUAAACGUACACCUUAAAUCCAGUUCCAGAAAGAAAACACCACCAUUCAUUGUAGUCUUGUACUCACACGGCUGUUUCGAAAGACAAAGGAAAAUAUCGUUAAGGAAAGCUGUAGAGAUUUGAGUCCUACCUCCUACCAGGACCACAACAUUAUGGGGAAAAGAUUGCCACUAGAAUGGAACUGUACAUUUCAUAAUCUAUUUUUAUUCUACAAAUGAAAUAAGGAUUUUAAAACAAAAAAGGUUGUUUUAUAGGAGCUGGAAGCAUCUUGUUUGUUUUUUUCUCUCUCUCUCCUCCAGAUGUUUGUUUUCUGCAUUUUAAUGUCUAUUAAAAUAUUUGAUGAUUGAGCUUC
Hemibagrus wyckioides is the source of this 5320-nucleotide messenger RNA. RefSeq names its product cdkn1a interacting zinc finger protein 1a (gene ciz1a). Gene Ontology annotation, cellular component: nucleus. Lineage: Eukaryota; Metazoa; Chordata; Actinopteri; Siluriformes; Bagridae. Gene Ontology annotation, molecular function: nucleic acid binding; zinc ion binding. The record is from RefSeq and is a predicted model, not a curated record. The transcript has 16 exons. The coding region runs from base 205 to 2304 and encodes 699 amino acids.